Molecule: messenger RNA, 2331 nt
Organism: Lichtheimia ornata
Lineage: Eukaryota; Fungi; Mucoromycota; Mucoromycetes; Mucorales; Lichtheimiaceae
Exons: 6
Coding region: 1-2331 (776 amino acids)
Biological process (GO): glucan catabolic process
Molecular function (GO): beta-glucosidase activity
Source: RefSeq, a predicted model, not a curated record
AUGCGCCAUAGCAUUCUCUUUUACAGCAUUGCAGUGGUCGUUAGCGCCUUGUCACACCAAGCCAUGGUUGCUUCAGCAGCAGAGGAAUUGGGCUAUGGCACCUUACUCCCUGAAGAAUACGACCGCCCUGGUGAUGAAAUUGAUGCCGAUAUCAAGGACAUGGUUUCAAAGAUGACACUUGAAGAAAAGAUUGGUCAAAUGACUCAACUCAACCAGGACUUGGUCCUUGGUGCUGAUGGUGUUCUCAAUGAGACAGCCGUGGAAUACUAUGCACAAAACUACUACGUAGGCUCUUAUCUCAACCAACUUGCUCGUGAUGGCAUCAACUAUGAUCAUGGAGAAUACGCAGAUUUGAUUGAGCGUAUCCAAGAAAUCACAUUAGCUGCCAACUCUACAUACAAGAUCCCCAUCAUUUACGGAUUGGACCACAUUCAUGGUGCGCAUUAUGUUGCCAAAUCUACCAUUUUCCCUCAUGGCAUCAAUCUUGGUGCUACUUUCAAUCCAAAGCUUGCCUAUGAAACAGCUGUGGUAACAGCACGUGAAACGCGUGCAGCCAAUGUGCAAUGGACAUUUGCCCCUGUGUUGGACAUUCCAAUGAGCAAACAAUGGGCACGUGUAUAUGAGAAUUUUGGUGAAGACCCCUACAUGUCAUCCAUCAUGGGUGCUGCCGCUGUGCGUGGUUACCAAGGCCAAUACAAAUCGGAUCGUACCAAGGUAGCUGCUUCCAUGAAGCACUUUAUUGCGUAUGGUGCUCCUUACAGUGGUCAGGAUCGUGACACUACGGUGGUAUCGGAUCGAACCAUACACGAUGUCUUUAUGCCUGGUUUUCGUGCUGCCGUGGAGGCUGGUGUAGCUACAGCGAUGGAAUCCUAUAUUGAUGUGAAUGGUGAACCCGUGGUGGCCUCACACAAGUACCUGCAAGAGAUGUUACGUGAACAACUUGGAUUCAAGGGGAUGCUGGUGACCGAUUGGGCCGAAAUUGAAAACCUGUACACCACCCACAAAGUGGCUGCAUCACACCGUGACGCCGUCAGCAUGUCGAUUGGUAGCACUAGUGUGGAUAUGUCCAUGGUGCCUAGCGAUAUCAUCUUUUUCGAUGAACUCAAGGCCCUCGUUCUUGAUGGUGUCAUCUCCGAAGAUCGUGUGAAUGAGUCCGCUGAACGAUUGUUACAGCUCAAAAAGGAUCUUGGCUUAUUGGAACCCGAUGGAUGGAAGGCUGAUCGAUCACUUGAAAUUGGAAAGUCUGAAGAUAUUGAGCUGGCAAGACAAGCUGCACGUGAAUCGAUCACUUUGCUCAAGAACGAUGAUGAUCUACUACCCCUCAAACCUGAUCAACGUGUGUUGGUGGUAGGACCAACAGGAAGUGAUUUGAGCCACUUGGCAGGUGGUUGGACCAUUUAUUGGCAAGGAGCAACGGAUGAUGGUUGGCAAGGAAAAGUUGAUGACGAGCAAUUUUAUUCAAACGGCACCACCAUCUAUAAUGGCAUGCGUGCAGCUGCACCCGAGGAUGCUGUGAUUGAUUACAUGCCAGCUUUUGAUGAAGAAGGCAAUGACCUCAAUAUGGAAGAGGUGCUCAAGGCUGCUGAAAGCUAUGAUGUGAUUGUUGCAGCCAUUGGUGAACGCGUCUAUGCUGAAGCACCAGGUGACAUUCAUGACAUUCGACUUCCACGUGGCCAAAUUGACCACAUCCACACAUUAUCCAAUACCACUGGCAAGCCGCUUGUGACCGUAUUGGUGGAAGGUCGACCUCGUGUAUUGGAAACCAUUGCAGACGAUUCUCAAGCCCUUGUUCAAGCCUAUCUUCCAGGUCCAUGGGGUGGUCAUGCUAUGGGUGAAGUGUUGUUUGGAAAGGUGAAUCCUUCUGGUCGUCUUCCUUACACCUAUCCCAAGAGUGCUGGUGAUAUCAACCUUAGCUAUUGGCGUCAAGCAAAUGAUGUUUGGGACCCGCUCUUCGAAUUUGGCCAUGGUCUUAGCUAUUCACAAUUCAGCUACAGCAACAUCUCAUCCACAGAUGAACCCGUGCUUGAGAAUUCGGAUGAUACAAUCACUGUUUCAGUGGAUGUUACCAAUGAUGGUCCUUAUGAUGGCAUGCAUACAGUCUUAAUGUUUGUGCAACAGCCUGUGCGUCGUAUCACACCACCUGCCAAAUUGCUCAAGGGAUUCCAAAAGGUGGAUCUUGCUGCUGGUGAGACGACAACCCUUCAAUUUCAAGUGAAUGGUGACAUGUUCCGUUACACUGGCCUUGACAAUGUUCCUCAGGGCACUAUUGACAAUGGUCCUGUCAAGGUGUUGAUUGGCGAGGAUGAGUAUGAGCUCGAGAUUCGUAUGUAA